AUGUGGUCUAAAAAUUCGAAGAUCUUUGAAGAAAACUCGAAUUCUCUAGAAAUGAUGAGAGUGAAAUUCUGCAUUUCUCUUUCUGUUGUGCUAUGUUGCCGUGUGGCUCCAUUGCAAAAAGCUGGAAUUGUUAACCUCGUAAAGAACAAGACAGAUGAUAUGACUCUUGCCAUAGGGGAUGGUGCUAAUGAUGUUUCAAUGAUCCAAAUGGCUGAUGUGGGAGUUGGCAUCAGCGGGCAAGAGGGUCGGCAAGCUGUCAUGGCAUCAGAUUUUUCAAUGGGGCAGUUCAGAUUCUUGGUUCCCCUUUUAUUGGUUCAUGGACAUUGGAAUUACCAGCGGAUGGGCUACGUGAUAUUAUACAAUUUUUACAGGAAUGCGGUGUUUGUUCUUGUCUUAUUUUGGUAUACGCUUUUCACUGGUUUCACUUUGACAACUGCAAUUACUGAGUGGAGCAGCGUCUUGUAUUCAGUAAUUUAUACUUCAUUUCCUACAAUCUUUGUUGGAAUCCUAGACAAGGAUCUAAGUAGAAUGACUCUUCUAAGGUAUCCCCAGCUUUAUGGGGCUGGACAGAGAGGGGAAAGCUAUAAUGCAAAACUAUUUUGGAUAACAAUGGCGGACACUUUGUGGCAAAGUGUAGCUGCCUUCUUUCUCCCCCUCUGUGUACUGACACAGCACCAUUGA
Messenger RNA from Camellia sinensis, 681 nucleotides. The record is from RefSeq and is a predicted model, not a curated record. Lineage: Eukaryota; Viridiplantae; Streptophyta; Magnoliopsida; Ericales; Theaceae.